AUGUCUCCAAAGGAAGCUGCACGAUCGUCGACAAGGUUCUGUGCCGAUCAGCACGAGAAUGGAGAGCCUUCAAAGUCCACGCAGUCCAGACGGCCAGAGUACAUCCCCAACCGCAUCGAUGAUCCCAACUAUGUGCGUAUAUUUGACACCACAUUGAGGGAUGGGGAGCAGUCCCCUGGCGCCACGCUGACCAGCAAGGAGAAGCUGGAUAUAGCCAGGCAGUUGGCCAAGUUAAGAGUGGACAUCAUUGAGGCUGGCUUUCCUGUGGCCUCGCCUGAUGACUUUGAUGCCGUUCGAAGCAUAGCCAUGGAUGUCGGCAACAACGUUGACGAGGACGGAUACGUGCCUGUGAUCUGUGGCCUGUCCAGAACGAUUAUCAGGGACUUGGAGGUCGCAUGGGAGGCAGUGAAGCUGGCCAAGAGGCCGAGGGUGCACACCUUCCUGGCCACCUCUGCCAUCCACAUGGAGCACAAGCUGAAGAUGACACCAGACCAGGUGGUAGAGAACGCGGUGAAGGCGGUGCGGCACCUGCGCAGCCUGGGCUGCACGGACAUCGAGUUCAGCCCGGAGGAUGCCGGACGCUCGGACCCCAAAUUCCUUUACAGAGUCCUGGCCGCUGUCAUUGAGGCCGGUGCCACCACCCUCAACAUCCCAGACACCACAGGCUGGAACCUGCCCCACGAGUUUGGCGGCCUCAUCGCUGACCUCAUCGCCAACACACCUGGCGCUGACAAGGUUGUUUUCUCGACGCACUGCCAGAAUGACCUGGGCCUAUCCACAGCCAACAGCCUGGCAGGCGCCAUGGCUGGCGCAAGGCAGAUCGAGUGCACCAUCAACGGGAUUGGAGAGAGGGCGGGGAAUGCCUCGCUGGAAGAGGUGGUCAUGGCCAUCAACAAGCGCGGGGCGCAGCAGAUGGGUGGGCUGCGGACUGGCAUUCGGCCGGUGCACAUCAUCAGCACCAGUAAAAUGGUCAGCGACUACUCCGGCAUGAUGGUCCAGCCCCACAAGGCGAUAGUGGGUGCGAACGCGUUUGCGCACGAGAGCGGCAUCCACCAGGACGGCAUGCUGAAGAGCAAGGACACUUAUGAGAUCAUCCGCCCCGAAGAGAUCGGCCUCACGCGCCAGGACGACGCCGGCAUCGUCAUGGGCAAACACAGCGGGCGGAAUGCGUUGCGCACGAAGUUACAGGCGCUGGGCUUUGACCUGGCGCAGGACCAACUGGACGACGUGUUCAAGCGCUUCAAGAGCUUGGCGGACAAGAAGAAGAAUGUGACGGAUGAGGACGUGCUGGCGCUGGUCAGUGACGAGGUGCACCAGCCAGAGAAGCUGUGGGACCUGCUGGGCCUGCAGGUGGUGUGCGGGACGAUGGGCCUCCCCACUGCCACUGUGCGGAUGCUGGGUCCGGACGGCAUCGCGCGCACGGCCACCGGCAUGGGCACCGGGCCGGUCGACGCCGCCUACAAGGCCAUCGACGCCCUCGUCCGCGUCCAGGUGCAGCUGAGCGAGUACACGAUGACUAGCGUGACAGAGGGCAUCGAGGCCCUGGCGUCUACUCGGGUCUCCAUCCGACCUGUGGGCGGCCACGCAGACCAGGGCUUCGUCAUCCACGCACAGGGCGGCUCAACGCAGCGCAGCUUCUCGGGCAGCGGGGCGAACGAGGACAUAGUGGUGGCGUCCGCGCGCGCGUACGUGUCAGCGCUGAACAAGCUCAUCGCCUUCAUGGCAGCUUCCCAGCGCGCGGCCGGGGCCGCCGCCGCCAACGCUCUAGCAGACGAGCCCGAGAUGGCCCCCACUCACUGAUCCACCCACGGCUUCACCCCAGCCGUUGAUUGUUGGGUCAAUGUGUAAUACUUUGGACUCUGUGUGGGGAUGGGAAUGUUAAAGCUGUUGCAGACUGGUCUUGGGCCCCACAACCACGGUAAAAACUGUUGGUAAAAGAGGCUGGUCAAUGCCUGUUCAGUCGAGCCCGAGAUGGCCCCCACCCACCGAGCUGAUAGUGUUACCUGGCAAGAGUGCAGUGCUGCAGCAACAUUUUUUAGGGUUUAUGGUUUAGGGUUCAGGGUUUAGACCCAGGGCACAGUCGAGCAGAUCACAUUGCUGAGAGGGGGUUACAUCGGUGGAUUCCAGUUGGCGGGUGUGUAAAAGCUUGAAUACUCCAAAGGAGACAUGACAGCAACGAUUGAUCUUGCUGCCGGGAGUGCAAUUGUCCCUGAGAGAAGCUUUGGGUGACAGGAGGCUGUUGCAUGAACCACGGAGCCUUAAUUUUGAAAUGCCGGGGUGUGUGCAGUGCGCGGUCAAUGCAAUGCAGCGCAGUGCUGGUUUGUCUUUUGACCGCGAAAGUUGUUGCAGUGUCACAGAUGGGCCGUCUUGAUUGUGGGCACAUGAGAUGUGCAUCUCAUGGGGUGAACAAUACAUUUCUUGUGACACUGUGUCGCUCAGCACUGACCUCAAGCUGUGCCUGCGAGACUUUGAACCCAGCCUGCCGUUGUGUGACAGAUUCUUGUCUGAUGAAGUUUAAAAACCACAGGUGAUGGCCUUCUUCUUGAUGGAGGCUUCAUGCUCGUCUGGACUGAUUUUAUGCAUGCGCCUUUUGAGAUCUAGAUGUGCUGGUGUUUUUGGCGACAGUCCUGAGCUACCUUUACGUGCUCGGGUGUCUGAAAAUGUUAGGUUUGCCUGCCAAGCUUCUAAGCUGCCAAAUUUGAAACAAAUGUAGUUGAUUUUUGGAUGAAGGGAUGUUGGAGU
Coccomyxa subellipsoidea C-169 is the source of this 2742-nucleotide messenger RNA. Its product is annotated as 2-isopropylmalate synthase. Bases 1 to 1800 code for a protein of 599 amino acids. Gene Ontology annotation, biological process: L-leucine biosynthetic process. Gene Ontology annotation, molecular function: 2-isopropylmalate synthase activity. NCBI's taxonomy places the organism in Eukaryota, Viridiplantae, Chlorophyta, Trebouxiophyceae, Coccomyxaceae. The record is from RefSeq and is a predicted model, not a curated record. The transcript is spliced from 12 exons.